AUGAGCAAAGCAGAGAAAAAAAAUGAUGAGGUUUCGUUACUCCAACUCAAUCUCCAUGCAAAAACGUUUACGCCGAAGAUUAAAAAGAGAGUAAUGGGAGCUGUUGUUCCAAAAGCGGUUAAAAUACCCGAAACAUUUCAAGAUGAGCAACCUGUUGUCAUUUCCAAAGAAUUUUAUGCGCCAAUGACAACAAAAUCUGCCGGAAUACCUAACACACAAAUUGCUUCUUUCAAUUUUGAAUCUACGGCAUUCUUUAAACCAAAUUCUUCAAAACGAAAACGUGAUGAGAAAAGUGAAAAAGACGAAAAUUUCAAUAAAGAAAAACAAAACGAACAAGAAGAUCUUCAACACUUUGAAGAGAAAGUUGAUAAAAAGUUGGAAAAACCCGAAACACCAAAGGUAGAGCCAUUAAAAACAUCGUCAGCUGAAAUUGUCGUUUCGGGAUAUAAACUCAAAACAAACUCAUUUUUUCAUUCGAGAAAAUCACAGAAAAGUGAGACGCCGUUGAGUGAAAAAGAAAAGAAAAAUGCCGAAUUACCGAAAGUUGCAGAUGAUGUGAGUGGAACGACGGUGAAUAAUGACGAACACACCGAAAUAAAAAGUGAAAGUCAUGUGUCAUUUGGGAAAGAUGUCAUUUUGGAGAUUAAAAAAGAUAUCCCCGAAAUCUCUCAAUCUCACAUCAAUGCGGAAAAAUUGGAAUCAGAACCCAAUGAACAAAGUGUUAAAAAAGAUGAAAACUUAGUCCAAACCGAAAGCGUUCCAUCACAUGAAGAAAAAGCAGAAGAAAAAGAGGAAAAAAAAGAAAAGAUUUUUGUUCAAGACAAGUGGUGGGAAAAACAACAAAAAGACGAACCGAAAGAACCUGAAAUAAUCGAACCUGAAAAUGAGUGGAAUGAAGUUUUGUCGAAAACAGAGAAGAAGAAGAAAAAGAAAAAACACAGCAAAAAGGCGAAAUCUGAAACCCCGAGACGUAAAGAGAAACCAAAAGAAAUUAAAACGGAACUAAUAGAAAAUGAGAUUGCUGAAAAGAACGAAGAUCAAUUCGAAUUAAACGAGAAAGCACAACACUCAAAUGAAAACCCUGAGAUUGCAAUCACAAAUGAUGAGAUGCAGAACGAGACGUCAGAUAAGGCAGAAAAAGAGAACGAAAUGAUCAUAGAAAAGAGAGACGAAAUCAAGGAAUUCUAUCGUCCAUAUACUUCACCCUCUGUUCCGCAUGAUUCUCAAAGAGAAAGUGUACACACCAAAGGUAAAGCAGAGAGUAGAAGAAAUUCAACUGAAAAUGUGAAUGAAGAAAUGUACAAACCACCUAUGAGAGUGUCUGAAGGUGAAGGCGCACCUACGGAGAAUAACACUAAGGAAACAAAAGAAGAAAGCGAAAAGGAAAAGCAAAAGGAGAUCGAAAAUUAUUACUCACCACCAAUGAGAGUCUCUUCUGGAGAACCAGCACCAAAAGAAGAGUUCAGUCCUAUUAAUGAAAAGGAAGAAGAAACUUAUGUACCACGGUUCAGAGUUACUGAAGGCGAACAAGCACCUAUAGAAGAUGAAUUUUUACCAGAAAAGCCAGUGCCCAUUCCAGCACAAAAUGAAGAGAUGUUAACGGAAACCAAAUUGUCAAGCAUUGAGGACGAAAGAAUUAAAGAAGACAACGAGGCAGACGAGGAGGUGUAUCGAAGAAGCUUGAAUGCCCCACCUCUGGCCCCGUCAGCGACACCAUCUGUCCCACAAAAUGUGUAUUCAAUUGACCAAAUGCUUGAUUUGAGAAGCAAAAAGGUUCGAGCAAGAGAUUCAGUAUAUGAGAUAUUCCAGAGAUUUUUGAUUAAGAAAGAGAAGAAAGAAGAAAAGUUGAUUAAUGUAGAUCAAUCGAAGGCGAUGUAUCGCCAGUGGUUCAAUCAGUUGACAGAACUUACAAUUGAUAAAGUGUCUUCGCAAAUGGCGCUUCAGAUGCGAAGUAAAGAUGAUGUUGAGACGAUGUUGUCGAUCUUAUUCAAAAAUGCGAUCAAUGAGCGGCGAUAUGUGCAGUUGUAUGUGAAGUUCUUUGUGAAAGUGCGCAAUGCGAUGCUUGUAGUUGACACCAAGAAAGACCUUGCAAUUGACAUGAUCAAAUUUCUUCUUGGGAAGGCAGAGAAUCAAUUCACACAUCCACCAACUGUCAGAAUGCCAUCUGAAAAUGAAACAGAUAUCGAACGCAUCGAACGUGAAGAUGCAAAUGCAGUGGAUGAGUUUGAAUAUCUUGGAACAGUCUUCUUGGUGUCAUAUUUGUACACAGAAGGCACAGUCAUCGCUGACUUGGUGCUUCAAUGUCUGCACUCCCUUUCUAACAUCAAAGGAAGACUACCAACAAAGGCAUUCACUACACUCAUCAAAGAAACAUGCGACAAAUUGGUCAACGAGAAGGUCGACAUGACUGACGUGUUGAACACUAUCAAGAAAAUGCAAGCUGUCGACGGAAUCUCAAAAUUCGAACAAAUCGUCUUGGAAAACUCAAAAGACCAAAUCAUUAAGGCAACGAAGUUAUAUAAAGAAAAGUCGGCAAAUGAAAGUCGAAAAGGAAAUACCGAGAAGAAAAAACAAAGAUUAGAUUGA
Messenger RNA from Entamoeba invadens IP1, 2586 nucleotides. RefSeq names its product caldesmon, putative. The record is from RefSeq and is a predicted model, not a curated record. The transcript has a single exon. NCBI's taxonomy places the organism in Eukaryota, Evosea, Mastigamoebida, Endamoebidae. Bases 1 to 2586 code for a protein of 861 amino acids.